Messenger RNA from Equus quagga, 2972 nucleotides. It is a transcript of the gene GPR52, whose product is annotated as G protein-coupled receptor 52. NCBI's taxonomy places the organism in Eukaryota, Metazoa, Chordata, Mammalia, Perissodactyla, Equidae. Gene Ontology annotation, cellular component: membrane. The record is from RefSeq and is a predicted model, not a curated record. Gene Ontology annotation, biological process: G protein-coupled receptor signaling pathway. Gene Ontology annotation, molecular function: G protein-coupled receptor activity. The transcript has a single exon. Bases 82 to 1167 code for a protein of 361 amino acids.
CUCAUGUACAGAGUUUAACAGAUGCUGGGCAGAGCACCUGCUUGCUGUAGCCAAGGCUGCAGGUUUCCUUAAUUCCAAGCCAUGAAUGAAUCCAGGUGGAUUGAAUGGAAGAUCCUGAACGUGAGCAGUGGCAUUGUGAAUACAUCCGAACGUCACUCCUGCCCACUUGGAUUUGGCCACUACAGUGCGGUGGAUGUCUGCAUCUUUGAGACAGUUGUUAUUGUCUUACUGACAUUUCUAAUCAUUGCUGGCAAUUUAACGGUCAUCUUUGUCUUUCACUGUGCUCCACUCUUACACCAUUAUACUACCAGCUGUUUCAUUCAGACAAUGGCAUAUGCUGAUCUUUUCGUUGGAGUUAGCUGCUUGGUUCCUACUCUCUCACUUCUCCACUACUCCACAGGUAUCCACGAGUCAUUGACUUGCCAGGUUUUUGGAUAUAUCAUCUCAGUUCUGAAAAGUGUUUCUAUGGCAUGUCUUGCUUGCAUUAGUGUGGAUCGCUAUCUUGCAAUAACGAAGCCUCUUUCCUACAAUCAACUGGUCACCCCUUGUCGCCUGAGAAUUUGCAUUAUUUUAAUCUGGAUCUACUCUUGCCUAAUUUUCUUGCCUUCCUUUUUUGGAUGGGGGAAACCUGGUUACCACGGUGACAUUUUUGAAUGGUGUGCCACCUCUUGGCUCACCAGUGCCUAUUUUACUGGCUUUAUUGUUUGUUUACUAUAUGCUCCUGCUGCCUUUGUUAUCUGCUUCACUUACUUCCACAUUUUCAAAAUUUGCCGGCAGCACACCAAAGAAAUAAAUGAUCGGAGGGCCCGAUUCCCUAGCCAUGAGGUGGAUGCUUCUGGAGAGACUGGGCACAGCCCUGACCGUCGCUACGCCAUGGUUUUGUUUCGGAUAACCAGUGUGUUUUACAUGCUGUGGCUCCCCUAUAUCAUUUACUUUCUUCUUGAAAGCUCCCGGGUCUUGGACAAUCCAACACUAUCAUUCCUGACAACCUGGCUUGCUAUAAGUAAUAGUUUUUGUAACUGUGUAAUAUACAGCCUUUCCAACAGUGUUUUCCAGCUAGGCCUCCGAAGACUGUCCAAGACAAUGUGCACAUCUUGUGUGUGUGUGAAGGAUCAGGAAGCACGAGACCCCAAACCUAGGAAACGGGCGAAUUCCUGCUCCAUUUGAAGAGAACUACACAGUAAAUCAAAUGUAAUCUGACAGUGGUUUUGGAUUGUACUCUUGUUUCAUUUGGAAAUUUGCCACUAGAGAAAUAUUUACUUGAAUAGUUUACUAUGAGGUGAAGGGACUAAAGGUUUCUUUUUUUUUUUUUUCCUUUUUACAUGUAAAAAAAGCUUAAGAAAAGGAUGUAUGGAGGGUAAUCUCAUGAGAUAAUUAUAGUGUGUGAGUAUAAAUGUGCACUAAUAGGAAAAAUUAAGCACUGAGAAUGAAAAAAGUAUCUGAGAUCUUCCACAGGACCUGGGCAAAGCCCCUCGGCGUCUCUGUCUUGUCUGACUGAACUCUCUCCUCUAUCCCUGGCUCUCAUUCUGUCUGUCUGUCUGUCUCGCUCACUCUCUGUGUCUUGUGUUUGUAGAAAUUACUUGCAUAAAUUGCCCUUCAUAGAAAAAUGCUACAUAUUAUAUAUGUGGCAAAGUAUAAUCUUUUGUGUCAAAGUGUACUUUUAAGCACACUCAUCUAUGAUCUCUAAGUGGUCUCUCCAUGGAGGAUGCAUAGUAAGCGUUGUAUUUUGUUACCUGCCACACAACCCUAUUUCUUGUGUUUUUAUAACAUCUGCAGCACAAAUUUUCUGCUAUGGACAAAAAGAAAGAGUACUUUUGUUUCUUCUGAGAAAAAUUAUUCUUGCUUCCCCUUCUUCCUAACAGCGUGCUAUUUUUUUCUUUCCAUUUUUCUUGAUCUGUAUCCUUUGGUACCUUAAUCCAGAAGUGUCUUAGCUAAUGAAGAAGAAUCUACUAAAUAAAGCAAUUGUGAUGUUAAAUAAUUUAUUCCUUCUAACAAAGCAAUCUAUAGCCUAUUUAAGAUACUGUGUUAAGUGUUUUUAAUGCUUUGGGAAACAUUUUUAUCUGGUUUCUUUUAAAUUAGUUCGUGUGUCCAAAGUGGUAUCUUUUUGCUACAGUGAAGCUUUGUUUUUCUUUUAGAAAAUCCACAAAUAGUUCUAAGGCAUAUGCCGAGUACUCACCCAGAAGUAAGAUAUGUGUCUUAAAGCUACUUGGUGCAUCCAUUUUUUUUUAGAGUGAAAUAUUAACUUUUUUGUGUUGGGUCUACAAAGCUUACUGUUAUGUCCACUAAUCAUUUGUGUGAUAUGCAUUUGCACAUACCGUAUUUUUUACAACAAAGAAAAUGUAAAUUAUAUUAUGUCAUCUGUGCCUAAUGUUUUCUUAGCACAAUAUAUAGAUCAAUGUCGCUUAAGGCAUCAACACUGGAAAAAAACCCACAAAAACUUCUUUUAAGAGAAAAAUACUUUUCGUGUAGCUGUUAUUUAGAUAGUUAUAUUAGACCAAGCUGCAUUCAUAGUGCUGCUGAGAAUACAAUAUACUUAAUUAUGAAAUACAGGUAAGAGCUAUCAGUAUUUUCUUUUGUGAUGAUCUGUUUUCAUAUUCAGAGAUUAAACCUGUUUUUUAGUGUGCUGUAUGGAAUUGUGUAAUAAAUUGUCAGGGGUUUAAAUGUAGCAAAAUGGCAUUUGAGGAAUUAGUAGUAAAGCAGGUGUGAGUGAUAAAACAUCUAAAUCUUAGUUUUAUACCAUAAGUUUCGUGCCUGAUAGAUAUUUUAAAAUUUAUAUGAAAUUAGUAUUUUUCUCCUCAGCACUUUUGAUUUCUCUGUUUUAUGAAAUGCAUUUAAUGAAAUGUGCCUAUGACUCUUCAAAUUGGAAGCCAACCAUGUUUGCACACUGGUGGUUUGACUUCAGAGGUCCUUUAGGUCAUCAUUUUAUUGAGGUUGUUCCAAACCCAUGUAUAUUUUUAAACAUGUAAGAAAGG